AUGCUGCCCGUUUCGCGCUUUGCGGCCAUGCGCCGCACUACCGCACAUUUCCGUAUCCCCAGUGUUUCGGUUCACCGCGCGCCGGCAACAAUAGCCCUCCGCGCCUUUUCGUCUGCAUGGGACGACCAGCCGGCGCCGCCGCGUCUGCCGCCCGAGCAGCAGGCCGAGUUUGAGAAGCUGGUGCGCCAGGCGCAGGAGUCGGCGGCGGCUGCGUCGCUGGCGGACGCGGUCGCCGCGGCUAACGCUAAGGCGGCGGAAGAGGCGGCGGCUGCUGCGGAAGCGGGCGAGACACAGGCGGAGGCCUCAGCGGCGUCGGCGAAACCUGCCACCGAAACACCUUCGUCGGCGCUCAACGGCAACCCGAUCGAGGGCGUGUGGCGCGGCGCGGCGCCCGAGUUUGACGGCGACCGGAACCCCAAGACGGGCGAGGUGGGCGGCCCGAAGAACGAGCCGUUGCGGUGGGGCAGUUCGGGCGACUGGAGCUUCAACGGGCGGGUGACCGACUUUUAG
This is a messenger RNA of Sporothrix brasiliensis 5110, 510 nucleotides long. RefSeq lists its product as uncharacterized. Gene Ontology annotation, biological process: mitochondrial respiratory chain complex II assembly. Gene Ontology annotation, cellular component: mitochondrion. The transcript has a single exon. The record is from RefSeq and is a predicted model, not a curated record. NCBI's taxonomy places the organism in Eukaryota, Fungi, Ascomycota, Sordariomycetes, Ophiostomatales, Ophiostomataceae. The coding region runs from base 1 to 510 and encodes 169 amino acids.